Molecule: messenger RNA, 834 nt
Organism: Ambispora gerdemannii
Lineage: Eukaryota; Fungi; Glomeromycota; Glomeromycetes; Archaeosporales; Ambisporaceae
Source: the annotation of a GenBank genome assembly
AUGUGUAACGACGGUCUUGCGGGUGCUGGUAAGACUUUUUACGUGGAGGGGAUUUUUGAACCUACCAAGGAUGCAUAUAUCUCACCGAUGGUGGAUGUCCAGACCGAGAAAGCGUUAAAGGCAAAACACGGUAAUCAUACGAAACUUAGCUUGAAGACGUUCGAGAAGUUAGACGAAGUCAAAGUGUCUCCCGAUGGGGUGUUGUACAUAGAUGAAGCGGGUGCCUUCAACAAACAGUACCUAAUAUUUAUUAUGCUCAAGUUUUCAGCUAAAAAAUUUGUAUUUCUCGGCGAUGAUGAGCAAACUAAAUACUUCGAUCCAGUCGGAGAUUUGGGUAAUGAAGACUUUUGUUCAUUAAUUCAUUACAGGGAUAUCACUGUGAUGUAUUAUUCUUUUAGAUACGGACCGACGGUGGCAGCACAUUUGAACACCGCAUUUAAUUACCCAGUCUUUUCUCUAAGGAACGAAGACAUGAAAUUAUAUUACCAUAACCUCGACGAAUUCGGAACUACAGUUGAAGGAGUGAAUCUUACGGUGACAGAGAAAAGUGUCACACAUUUUAAAGAAAGAAAUGUAAAUAAUGUCAGGACGGUCAAGUCAUCUCAGGGACAGAACUGUUCGCGCGUGAACUUGCUCUAUUUCCCGCGAGAUGUAGACGCGGCCAUACAAUACCAUUCCAAUGGAAUAGUAGGUGCUUCUCGGGCCAGGGACAAAUUACACAUAUACUUAGAACUUAAGUCAAAAAGUUCGAAGCAUACAAAGAAUCUCACGGCAAUGGUGGAUAAUUACUCGACGAUGUUCGAUGUCGUGGUUCCUAACACUUCGGAUUUUUAG